Nothobranchius furzeri (turquoise killifish) is the source of this 2077-nucleotide messenger RNA. It is a transcript of the gene fip1l1b, whose product is annotated as FIP1 like 1b (S. cerevisiae). NCBI's taxonomy places the organism in Eukaryota, Metazoa, Chordata, Actinopteri, Cyprinodontiformes, Nothobranchiidae. The record is from RefSeq and is a predicted model, not a curated record. Gene Ontology annotation, cellular component: mRNA cleavage and polyadenylation specificity factor complex.
CCUCAAUCACUUCCGGGUUCAUACACACUUGCAAAGGGGUUGAAUGUGAUUCUAUGAAGUAAUAGAUACAUAAUUUAUCAAAGUUCUUCCCUGUAAGGGGUAGAUUGUGCUUAUAUUAUUGAAAUUUUACACAUUGUUGCUGCUGUUAGCUGUUGGAGCAGCGAGUGGUUUUGGCUGAAGAUGUCUGCGGAGGAAGCGGACAAAACGACCACCACAGAUGCCAGCGCAGGUGAUGAAGAGGAAGAAUGGCUCUAUGGAGAUGAAUCAGAAAGCAAAGAAGAGGAGGAAGAAGCCAAACUGAUCGCUGCUACCAGCUUACCCACUGACAUAACAACAGAAGAGGCUGUUGCAGAGGCUACAGGAAACGGCGUGGCCUCUGAGGCCACAGGGGAAGCUGCCGGUGAGGAUGUGGACAGUGACAGCGACAGCGAUGACGACGACGACGAUGUCCGUGUGACCAUCGGUGACAUAAAAACUGGAGCACCACAAUACCCGACGUAUGGAGCGCCUCCAGUCAACCUCAACAUAAAGUCGACCAGCUCCAGACCUUACGGACAAGUGACCACAAAGCUAAAGGGAGUGGAUCUGGAUGCUCCUGGAAACAUCAACGGUGUUCCUGUGCUGGAAGUAGACAUGGAGUCCUUUGAGGAGAAACCCUGGAGGAAGCCAGGAGCGGAUCUUUCUGACUAUUUCAAUUACGGGUUCAAUGAAGACACCUGGAAGGCGUACUGUGAGAAGCAGAAGAGGCUGAGAAUGGGCCUGGAGGUCUCUACGGUUGGAUCAGUGAUGAGCAAGAUCACUGUUCAGCAGGGCAGGACGGGGAAUGAAAAGGACGUGUCCAGCUUGUCCGUUCACGCUGCCAAGACAGACUUCACCUCUCCCGUCAGCCUGCACAAGUCUGCCAUCAACCAGUUCACCAGGAAAACGAGUGGCACCAUAGAUGUGAUCGGAGGACAGCUCGCCACCAUCAGCAGGGUGGAAGGGCGGCGCCGACACAAUCUGGAAGGCAACAAUAUCCAGGUGAUUUCUGAACACUCGACCUCUGAGGCGGAACCAGCUGCUGCUAAGAUACCCACCUUCUUCCCCCCUGGACCACUUCCUCCAAACAUCCCCCCUCCUCCAUUUCUCCCACCUCCACCUGUCAGCACGGCUCCUCCUCUCAUACCUCCACCCAGGUUGCCCAUUACUGUUCCUCCUCCUGGGUUUCCUCCUCCUCCAACGAGUGGUCCUCCUCCUAUAAUCCCCUCUAUGGACAGCAGCCACGCUGGAGGCUACGAUGGCCGCUCAGUCCCUCCGUACCCGUUUCCUCAAGGUGCUUACCCUCCACCCCUACCUGGAGGUGUUCCGCCUCCUUGGCCCCCGAUGGUGGACAACCCCAAACCCUGGGACUACUAUCCCCGUCGAGAAGAGAAGAGAGACAAGGAGCGAGAGAGGCCCAGAGAAAGGACACAUGAGCGGGAGCGAGACAGAGAGCACAGCCCUUCAGCUAUGGCUUACAACAGUGAAGAGGAGCCCUAUCGUUACCGUGAAUACCAGGAGCGUGGUUACGUAGAGCGCCAUCGCGACCGGGCAAGCCGGGAGAAAGAAGACCGACACAGGGAGAGGCGUCACAGAGAAAAGGAGGAGGGUCGCCACAAGUCCUCUCGCAGUAGCAGCAGUCGAAGGAGGCACGACAGUGAGGAGGGCGACAGCCAUCGGAGGCACAAGCACAAGAAGAGCAAGAGGAGCAAGGAGGGCAAAGAGGCCAGUGAGGAAACUGGAGCAGACCAGGAGAAUCAGGAGGGCAUGGAGUAAACGUUUCCUCCAAGUUUGUUUUGACCAAGCGAGUGUGUAGGGUGAGCAACUAAAUUGGUUAGUAGCAGAGUGAUCAUGUUGUGUUUCUGGGUCCUCCUGCCGUUCCUCCUCCAGCACCAGUUUGUUCCAGCACCUCCAUCCCCUCCCAGUUGGUUCAGUUCACAGAUCUCACUGUAAAUCCUGAACGAUCGGCCCAUUACGCCCGUUUUUCUGUUGUUUGUUAGACAUUCUCUUGUUCUGUACAAAAAUACCCAAGUUUGAUUAAAAAACCCACUUUUGAUAA